AUGCUUCUAUGGAUUUUAGCGGUCGCUUUAUGGUGCAUCGCUGUGGCAGUCGACGAAAAUGCAAUUGAUGAGGCUAGCGCAGAGUUGCUCACCAACAGCACUAACACAAACGCAACUUUGGGACCAACAAAGGAACUGAUAAGGAAGAUCGCAAGGCGUAUGGAGCUUGUUCAUGCGCGAAGAGGUAGAGGAGGUAAACGUCGCGGUAAAGGGCAUCGUUUCGAUGAGAAGAGUUUUCGAGCGGCUGUGGGUCCUCGCGACACUAAUCACACUAUACCACCGGAGGCUGACAAACGCAUAAGGGCGGUCGCCUUUGAAGGAGACAUGAUUCUAAAUCCUGAGCAGAUAGAAGAGCUACUUGCUACAAGAACUAAUGAGGAAUCCGAAGAAUCGGGAUCAGAGUCGGAUAAUUCUACCGAAAGGAGGAAGAGGCAAGCCCAAACUGAUCAGCAAGCUAUGUGGAGCCCAAACGAGCCCAUAGCAUAUUAUAUUGAUUCCUCGCUAUCCUCGUACACAUCUCUAAUAAAUCAGGCUAUUCAGUACUGGACCGAGCACUCGUGCCUUACAUUUACGCUGAACGCCAAUGGGAAAAAUCGUCUUCGCAUCUAUAAGGGUAGUGGAUGCUGGUCAUAUGUUGGCAAACAAUAUGCAUGGACUAGUCAAGACGUCUCAAUCGGAAAUGGCUGUCAAUAUAGACAGUUACGUCACGUAAACCUCGCUAAUGUCGAGCAAUCACAGCAAUACAACUUUGAUAAGCACACAUAUCAAACUGCAAACCAUUACGGGUUACCGUACGACUAUGGCAGCGUUAUGCAAUAUGAUCCAUAUUCGUUUGCUAUAAACUACAAUAUACCAACGAUCACUGCAAAGGAUAUCAACUAUCAGAACAUUAUGGGACAACGAGAAUCGCCCUCCUUCUACGAUGUGAGACAACUGAAUCUGCUAUACAAUUGCGCAUCUCGAUGUAGCUACAAGCCAAGUUGUCAAAAUAACGGAAUUGUAAACUCCAAGACUUGUAGUACUUGCCUCUGCCCACGCGGUUUCAGCGGCAACUAUUGCGAAUCCGUGCAGAAAGGCACUGGUUCGGCCUGUAAUGGACGGAUAGUCCAGGCAAGCUCCACGUCACUUUCCACCUUCACUGCUAGUGUUGGCAAUGGAAAUGAUUACCAGUACCGAAGCACUCCGUAUGAAUGCUACUGGCAGAUCAAAGCGCCAGCAGGACGUCGGAUACAGUUCCAGUUACAAAAGAUGGAUACUUACUGUAGGGAGGGCUGCGAUUGGGCGGGUUUCGAAGUGAAUACUGGCAAUCUUGAUCGCUCAGGAAUGCUGUGA
Cylicocyclus nassatus is the source of this 1332-nucleotide messenger RNA. The record is from the annotation of a GenBank genome assembly. Lineage: Eukaryota; Metazoa; Nematoda; Chromadorea; Rhabditida; Strongylidae.